AUGGAUAACAGAGAGAGGUAUCAGAAGUAUAAGGAUAGUUUGUCGGGUAAUUCAGGAAGUCGGCAAAAUUCGUUUGCCUUGAGAUCGAAGCUAAAAAGCAUCUUCACAUCUUGGAAUAAACCAGAUUCUGAUGAAGUUGUUUCAUCACAUCGUAGCACAUCAAAUUCUAGCAAAUUAUCACAACAAGAUCCAGGGUUUUUAGGUACACUGGCAGUCAAAUUACCAGGCUCGUUUCAUGCCUAUAAGGAAACAUCUAAUACACCAGUCGAUACCUCGCAACAACAGCAGCAGCAGCAACUAUCUCCGAUACACUCAACAUCAACUAUUGACAAGGAUGAAACUGCUGAAAACCCCAACGACAUUUUAUCAGCAUUUUUCAAGCAAAAGGGCAAUGGCAAACUUACAGAUGUGGAAUAUGAAGGUGUAAUGGCAUUGAUGUCCAAAUCUAGAACAGGCACACCUUACAAACGAGAAUUUGCCGAGUUGAGCUUCACUAAUGCCGAACCUUCUUUUAAGAGAAGACAUUUGGGUAAUGACUCAAUAAUUGUGGGCAAUGAGACAUCAAUCGUUGGAUCUACACCAUCAAAACAGAAUGUUCUCAAGACGAAUGGCAAUACCACUUUAAAUACACCAGGUUAUACCCCAAAGUACAACAAGACUUACAACGACACAUUUGAGAGGUCGUACCUGAUAAUAAAUAACACAACAGGGAGCCACUUUGUACCAUCCUUGAGAAGAGCAAGUAUGAGAUCGAGACGACCUGCCCCUUACAAAAGUAGGAUCACAAGCUCUACUUUAUCCAAUUCAGUCGUCAAAAACGACAGACAGACGGAUGAAAAGGACAAUAACUUGAGCUUCAAGCUGAGCAACACAAGUGCAAUACAAACUUCUGCUUCAAAGCCACCCAGCAAAGCCGCUCAAACUUUGUUAAGUAUUUUGGAUGGUAAGGAAGAAAACGGAGAACCUGUUGAUGAGAAACAACAACAACAUCAAGACAAGUUAAAAUUGUUUAUCAAUCCGUAUGGGUCUAGCUCAGAAAAGAAAAACAAAAACAAAUUGAGCAAUACUUUGACCGCGUCGGGCGUAACGGCGCUGACCAUUGGCAAAACUAUCUCCUAUAGCGCAAUGGACCUGCUACCCGCAAGUAAUGGCGAGGAAAAGUCGAAUACUACUAGUACGAGUAACCCCAAGAACAACACCGGUAAAGCUUCAGAUAUGCCACUCAUUCAAUCAAAUCACCUCGCAAAACCCAUUUUCAAUGAACCCAAAUCGAAACUGCCUACUUUUUCCAACGGUUUUCAUCACUCGUUCAGUAAAGAGCUAAACGGGAACAAGGGUGACCAUAAUGGGGAAAAUGAACAGGUAGUUGGGAAAUAUGCGAUGAAUGCACCAAGAAACGGUACCUUUUUUGAACCUAGUGUUUCAAACAUGCUGUUCACAGCAUCAGGGUCAUUGAGUGUGAAUGGAGUAUCGAACAAAGAAAGCAAUCUGUCUGGUGAUAAACAUAAGAACAAGUCCUAUCUGAUUGAUGACCAGGGGAAUGGUGAAAAUUUAAGGAGAAAAUUACCCAACACAUUUGGCCUGUCUUGCACACCCACACCAGCUUUUGAGAGUAUCAAAUCAAGUACAGAUGGGUUCGUGUCAACUACGAAUCAAUUAAAUGGUACAAAUAAUGAGUCGUCGCCUCCCGUGUCUGAAUUCACCUUCCCCUCCCCCAAACUUGUUGUGUAUGAUUUCGACGAGGAGGAAGUUAACAGAUACAAAUCUUUGUUUAGCUUUUGA
This is a messenger RNA of Lodderomyces parapsilosis, 1782 nucleotides long. RefSeq names its product FG-nucleoporin (gene NUP60). Gene Ontology annotation, biological process: telomere tethering at nuclear periphery; poly(A)+ mRNA export from nucleus; mRNA export from nucleus in response to heat stress. The transcript has a single exon. Gene Ontology annotation, cellular component: nuclear pore nuclear basket; nuclear pore. Bases 1 to 1782 code for a protein of 593 amino acids. Gene Ontology annotation, molecular function: structural constituent of nuclear pore. NCBI's taxonomy places the organism in Eukaryota, Fungi, Ascomycota, Pichiomycetes, Serinales, Debaryomycetaceae. The record is from RefSeq and is a predicted model, not a curated record.